CACAGCAACGCCGUCGUCAUCUAAUUUGCGCUUUGCUUCGUCGUUUCAGCGAGCGAUUCCUUUGUCUACCAAAAGUCAGCCGUGCUUUUAUUCGGGACGACCCUUCUCAAUCUCGUCUCUAGUCCUUCGCAUCAUUCCUGCACCGCACUGUUCCAGCCUUGAAGCCUUGUACUACCAACCUCACGACUGCUUACGACAUACGAAACGAUACGAAUCCGGUCUUGUUGCAAUUGAAGAAUCUAGCACAUCGCCAGCUCCUUCAGACCCAGACAGCUCAUUCACAUAACCACAAUGAGGUUUUCCACCCUCGCCAGCACGCUGCUCGCGUGCCUCGCCUCCACCGCGAGUGCCAGACCAGCCCGGCCGUGCUACGAACAGCGCAACCUGAACACGAUAUCCAAGAUCUACAACCUGACAGUGUACCCCAACAUGCUUCCCGUCAUCUCGACUGGCGGACCAGGCGUGCCGAAGGGGCUCUUCAACGCCAACGUGACAGGCCGCAUCGACCCCGUGGGCAAGUUCGAAGGCUUCCAGGACUCGAUUGAAUACUUCUUUGCGCUCGCGCCGAUUCCAGGGCCUGCGACAUCGAAUGUCGCCAUCACGAGCUACCAGAUCACGGAGUUUUCCUCGGGUUGCGCAGACGUCGCCAGCUCUGUGGUGUACCUGUACUGCAGCGUGUACAACCCCGGCCAGCCGAACCACGGCACCCCCGUCGCACCCCUGAAGCAGAUUGCGUUCUGGAAGUUUGACCAGAACGGGGCCGUGGAGAAGUACGACGCCUUCAUCCCCAACCUGAACAGCUGGGUGCAGGCCACUACCGGCCUGGCGCUGUCGAACCCGCAGGUCCAGGGCGGCAGCAUCCAGCAGCUCUGCGCGACGACCCAGGAGCGCUGCACGGGCGUCAACCAGCAGUGGGCCUCGUUUGACGAGUGCGUCGCCACGCUGUCCAAGAGGCCCUACGGCACCUACGACGAGGCCUGGGGCGACAACGUGGUCUGCCGCAGCAUCCACAUCUUUCUCACGGGUGUGCGGCCUGAUCACCACUGCCCUCACGUCGGCCCCACUGGAGGCGGCAAAUGCGUCAAUGUCCCCUACGGCCAGGACUACUUCACUGACGAAGACCUCUACGGCGACCCUGUCGGCGAGACAUUCAAGUGCAAGGCCAAGAAAUGAGCCAGCAUGCUGCAUUGAACCACAGCACAAUGCCGACGCAAAUCAAAUCAGCCGCCGCCCUUUUAAACACGGAAUGUCGUCAUCCGCGACACCACGACUCAAGUGAAGGGCGGCAAAGUAAACAACCAAAAAAAAGAAAAGUCACGAAUCUCCCUUGUCCAUUCAAACACGAAACGACACGAUAUGACACACCACGACCUUGACGACCACGAUGUUAUGAUUUUGCAGGACACAUAUUGGUUUUUUGUUUUUGCGCGGGAGAAGAAGAAAGGGAGGGCAAAGGAUUCAGAUACCUCGGGUGGAAUGACGACACAUG
Microdochium trichocladiopsis is the source of this 1489-nucleotide messenger RNA. RefSeq lists its product as uncharacterized. The record is from RefSeq and is a predicted model, not a curated record. The transcript has 3 exons. NCBI's taxonomy places the organism in Eukaryota, Fungi, Ascomycota, Sordariomycetes, Xylariales, Microdochiaceae. The coding region runs from base 292 to 1173 and encodes 293 amino acids.